GCAAUCCCUUCCGCGUGGGUGUGGCGCCUGCGUUGCACGAGAGCCUCUCAUCCUCUCGCCUUCAAACCCCAUCCAUCUCCUCGAUCUUACCCCCCGCGCGCGGCCCCGCUCCCGCGCCCACGGCCAUGGCGUCUCUCUACCACUCCUCCCUCCCGCUCUCCCCGCCGUCCUCCAGCUGCCAUGGUGUCCUCUCCUUGGCCCCUCGAACCGCGGCGCCCUUCGUCUGCCUCUGCAGAGCGCCACCGCAAGACGACCACGACGCGGAGCUCCUCGGCGCGCUCCAGUCCAACGGCAACGGCAGCCUCCUCAGAGAACAACAUCCCGCGUCAGCCAAAGUUCUAGAGUCGGGCUCUGCGGAAUUGGGUGACGGCAGCGGCGGCGGGAGGAGGAGCUCUCAGGCUCAGCUCCGGGCGCGUGACUGCGCGAGGCGGAUCAUGAGCCUCCCCAUGGAGGAGCGGGUGAAGGUGCUCGACCUCCUGCAGCGCGACGACACGGCGCUCACCAUCUCCGACUACAACGACAUCAUCUCCGCGCUCGCGAGGGGCGGGGACUACGACUCCGCGGUCGCGCUCUUCAGGGCGCUCGAGCCCAACGGCGUCGUUGAGCCGGACGCCCACUCUUUCGCCAUCGCCGUGCAGUGCUUCUGCAGGAAGGGCGCGCCCGACGAGGCAAAGGAGACGCUCGACGAGAUGGUGGCUCGCGGUUACCUCCCCAGUGUGGCCGCCUUCUCCGCCGUCGUGGGCUGCCUCUGCAAACGUGGACGCGUCACCAGGGCCAUGGAUGUGUUCGACACCAUGCGUGCCGUCGGGAGCGAGCCCACCAUCCGCACGUACAACAGCCUCAUCGGCGGGCUCUGCUACGUCGGCCGCCUCGAGGAGGCGCGGGACCUCCUCAACAAGCUCAAGGACUCGCCCAAGCAAACGGCGGACAUCUACACCUUCACCAUUGUGCUGGACGGGUUCUGCAAGGUAGGCAGGACGGAGGACGCCAUGGCCAUCUUCGAAGAUGCCAUCCGGAUGGGCCUCUCGCCCACGAUUUUCACCUACAACGCGCUGCUCAACGGCCACUGCAAGGAGGGGAACCUGCUGAAAGCGUAUGACCUGCUCAUGGAGAUGUGCGACAACGACGACUGCCCGCCGGACAAGAUCAGCUUCAGCAUUGUGCUGCCGGCGUUGCUGCGGGCAGGCGAGAUCACCGCGGCGUGGAAGACGUUCAAACGCAUGGAGCACGCCGGGUUCCAGGCGGACAGCCGCGCGUUGGACACGCUGGCCCGGGGCCUAUGCCGGCAGUGUGCGGCGGACAUAUCGGUCCUGAGGGACGCCAAGGAGGUGUUCGGCAAGGUGGUGGCGGCCGGGCACGAGCCGGUGUCGUACACGUACUGCCUGAUGGCGCAGGCCCUGGCGCGCGGCGGCGAGGUGGACGCGGCCGUGGCCAUACUGGACGACAUGGUGCGCAAGGGGUACGCGCUGCGGAAGCGCGCGUACACGGACGUGGUGCGCGCGCUGUGCGACCGGAGCAGGACGCACGACGCUCUCCGGGUGCUGGCGGCGGUGAUCACCAAGGACUUCGUGCCCGGCCGGAACGCGUUCGACGCGCUGCUCGAAGAGCUCAGCCGGCAGGGGAGGUGGCCCGACGCCAUGGCCGUGUACGCCGCUGCGGUGAAGCGGGGCGUGGUGGUGUCGCUGAAGCGUCACGUCAAGGAGGCGCUGGCACGGGAAUCGCCGGCGCGGUUGGGUGUCCCAUAGUGAGCGAGUGUGCUCCGCAAAUCGAACCUUCUUGGAGGCUUUCCAUUCGAUGCCGAAGACAGUGAUUUGACUCUGAUGUGCAAAUGCCUCAUGGGUUCUCGUGAAA
Messenger RNA from Aegilops tauschii subsp. strangulata, 1851 nucleotides. RefSeq lists its product as uncharacterized. NCBI's taxonomy places the organism in Eukaryota, Viridiplantae, Streptophyta, Magnoliopsida, Poales, Poaceae. The record is from RefSeq and is a predicted model, not a curated record. Gene Ontology annotation, molecular function: protein binding.